Symbiodinium necroappetens is the source of this 870-nucleotide messenger RNA. The record is from the annotation of a GenBank genome assembly. NCBI's taxonomy places the organism in Eukaryota, Dinophyceae, Suessiales, Symbiodiniaceae.
AUGCCCGGCAUGGAGCUCCCAACGCUGGUGUUGGGCACCGUAGCCGCGGCCGGCAUGGGCCUGGUGGUGACGUCGCAGGUCGGAGGCGCUGAUAUGCCCGUGGCCAUCACCCUCCUGAACAGCGCUUCUGGUUGGGCCCUGACGGCAGAGGGCUUCGUACUCUCCAACAACCUGCUGACCAUUGUCGGAGCCCUCAUCGGCUCUUCUGGUGCUAUUCUUAGUCAGAUCAUGUGCGAGGCAAUGAAUCGCAACAUCCUGGAAGUCUUGGGUGUGACCUCAAAGCCCAAGAAGCAGAGCGAUUCCACCUAUCAGAUCGAAGGCGAGGUGACAACUACUAACAACGAUCACGUGGCCGAUCUCUUGGCGACGGCCAAGAAGGUCGUCAUCGUUCCAGGCUACGGUGUUGCGGUAUCCAAGGCUCAAUAUGCCCUAGCACAGCUGCUGGAGAUGCUGACAGAGAACGGUACAGACGUGAAGGUCGCCAUCCACCCAGUGGCCGGCCGAAUGCCUGGGCAGCUGAACGUGCUGCUGGCAGAGGCAGGCGUGCCAUAUGAUCAGGUCCUAGAGAUGGACGAGCUGAACGAUCCUUCCGACUGGGAAGACGUGGACGUUUCACUGGUCGUCGGUGCCAAUGAUACAGUCAACUCAUUGGCAGAGGACGAUCCGAACAGUCCGAUUGCAGGAAUGCCUGUUAUCCGCGUCUGGUUGGCCAAGAAAUGCAUUGUCGUAAAGCGCUCCCUGGGAGUGGGCUAUGCGGCCUUGGACAAUCCGGUCUUCUACAAGGACCACACCGACAUGCUCCUCGGUGACGCAAAAGAGGUAGGGCAGUCGUUGGAAGAGCUUGUGCACACAAAGCUGCACCGGCAUUAG